UGUUUUAAGAAAAAAUAGAUCGGCUGCGGCUGUGCGCGUGUGUCUGCGUUGCGAGUGUCGUCGUUUUGAUUCCCCUCUCUCUCUCUCUCUCUCCACCUUCACUCACUCUGCAUGCUUCUUCUUCUUCUCUCACUCUGAUUCCGCGAAAUCAAAUCAAAAUCAGCUUCUCGGAAUCGAAUCUCAGAUCUCGGAGAUCAGAAAUGGUGGAUCCAACUGGAAAAGGAUCGGAGAUUGAAGUCGAGGACUCAAACUCAAACCCUAACGCUCCUUCCUCAGGGAACAGUCCAAGCAGCAACAAUGAGCAGAAGAAAACCUGCGCCGAUUGCGGCACCACCAAGACUCCUCUCUGGAGGGGUGGUCCUGCAGGACCCAAGUCUCUGUGCAACGCGUGCGGGAUCAGAAGCAGGAAGAAGAAGAGAGCGAUCUUGGGAAUAAACAAGGGGAGCAACGAGGACGGAAGGAAAGGAAAGAGGACCGGCGGCGCUUUGGGGAAGGAGGUGUUGUUGCACCGAUCGCAUUGGAAGAAGCUCGGAGAGGAAGAGAAAGCUGCGGUCUUGUUGAUGUCGCUCUCUUAUGGAUCCGUUUAUGCCUGAACUGAACCAGAAUUAAUCAAUUAUUAUUAUUAUUCUAGUUCUAGAUGAACAAUUAUUGAGGAGAAUUCUAGAUUUUGUUUUAGGAUGUUCCUUCCCCUAACCCUUUCCCGAAGUGUAUAUGUUUAGUUUUUUUUUUUUCUCUGUUGAAUGAGUGUGUGGGUUGGAUGUCAACAACAGUUGUAAGAAAUGAAAUUAUUCAAGUCCAAUUUUGGUAAUAUAGUUAGUCCUUUAUUUUCA
Molecule: messenger RNA, 830 nt
Organism: Glycine soja
Lineage: Eukaryota; Viridiplantae; Streptophyta; Magnoliopsida; Fabales; Fabaceae
Product: GATA transcription factor 15-like
Exons: 3
Coding region: 201-593 (130 amino acids)
Biological process (GO): regulation of DNA-templated transcription
Molecular function (GO): zinc ion binding; sequence-specific DNA binding
Source: RefSeq, a predicted model, not a curated record